This is a messenger RNA of Mesorhabditis spiculigera, 2391 nucleotides long. NCBI's taxonomy places the organism in Eukaryota, Metazoa, Nematoda, Chromadorea, Rhabditida, Rhabditidae. The record is from the annotation of a GenBank genome assembly.
AUGACAAUGACCGACGCGACCAGUAUCGAGCAGGAGCGGGCGCUCGAUGCUGCGUCGAAGGUCGUCAAAGCGGAAGCCUUCGAGAUGAAGAGAAGCCUCGACAAAGGAAAACGAAUGGACGCCCUGAAGCACGCAUCAGCGAUGCUCGCCGAGCUGAAGUCAAGCCUGCUUACCCCGAAAUACUACUAUCGUCUCUACGUUGACGUCAUACAAGAGCUGAAUCACCUCGAGUCGUUUUUGAAGGACGAGCUCGAGAAGGAGUUGAAGCAGGAAACGAUCGCCGAACUCUACGAACAAGUGCAAUACGCGCAGUCGAUCAUCCCCCGCAUGUACCUGAUGAUCACGAUGGGUGUCAUCUACAUGAAGCUCUUCCCCAAGAUGAAAAGCGAGCUGCUCAACGACUUGGUGGAGAUGACGAGAGGCGUGCAACAUCCUCUAAGAGGCCUCUUCCUGCGACACUAUCUACUCGGGGUCAGCAAAAGCCUGCUCCCCGACUUGCCGGAAGAUGCGCAGCUGGCCAUACCGGGGUCGGGGACCGUUCGCGAUUCCAUCGACUUCAUCAAGCUUAACUUUUCCGAGAUGAACAAGCUCUGGGUGCGGAUGCAGCAUCAAGGGCCCAGCAGGGAAAAGGAGAAGCGUGAGCGGGAACGAAUGGAAUUGCGAAUCCUCGUCGGCACCAACCUCGUUCGAUUGGCUGAACUGCAAACUUUGACCCAGGAUGUCUACGUGACGGAGGUGCUGCCCAGCAUCCUCGAGCAAGUGGUCAGCUGCCGGGACCCAAUAUCUCAAGAAUACCUGAUGGAUUGCGUCAUCCAAGUUUUCGCCGACGAGUUCCACCUCGCGACACUGAACGAAUUCUUGGCAUCAUGCAAGGAGUUGGCACAGGAGGUGCACAUCAAGAACGUGCUGAUCGCGCUGAUUGAGCGAAUCUCGACGUAUGUUUCGCAUCCGGACACGCCCGGGAUCUCUGAGGAUAUUCGGCUCUUUGAGAUCUUUUCUUCGCAAGCGGAGGGUCUCAUCCAAAGCCGCUCCGAUAUGCCGCCUGAAGACAUCGUUUCUCUACAUGUCACCCUUGUCUCGCUGGCCGUCAGAUGCUACCGCGACAAGCUGGAAUACGCGAACACCGUCUUCGCCAGCCUUGCCAACAACCUGCAAGACAAGAAUGUUGAUAAUGUGGAGCAGUACUCGGCGGUGGGCAAGGAACUUUUGCGCGUGCUGCGAAUUCCGGUCGACGAGUACAAGGACGCGCUCCGGGUCGCGCUUCUCACCGACUACGCGCGUGCGAUGGCCCCGCUGAACUACCGGGGACGAUGCACGGCGGCUUCAUACAUACUCCAGGACAUGAUCCAAAUGGACACGCCGCUAAAAACCGAAGAAGACGUUGAUGCCAUAUGUCUGCUCAUCGACUGCUUGCUGACCGAUCAGCCCGACCAACCCGCCGACACCCCGGAAACGGAAGAGUUCACCGACGAGCAAGACCUCGUGGCCAGCAUGGUGCACCUGGUGCAAGUCGACGACAAGGACGCCCAAUUCCUGCUCCUCAACGGCCUGCGCAAGCGGUUCGGCGCCGGCGGGAAGUGGCGAAUUCGGCAAACGCUGCCACCAAUCAUCUUCUCCCUCUACCAGCUCAUCCUGGCCUAUCCCGCGCCGGAGGGCGACGACUCGGCUCGAGAUGCCAAGCUGAAGAAGAUGUUCAUGUGCGUGAUGGGGACGAUCGGGGCGCUCGUCAACUCCGGGGAGCUCUCCCAGCUGCCGUAUAACUUGUACCUGGAGGGCGCCAUCGUUGCCAAUCGGGUGUCGUUUGAGGAGAAAGCCGUCGUCGUUUAUGAAUUGCUAUCAAAGGCGCUCUCCGUGCUGGAGGAUGAAAUUGCCGAUUCGAGGGAGCGACUCUCGGCGCUGGCCGUCGUUACGAAUACAUUGAUAAAGAUCGACUGCCUGCCCAACGACAACUGGGAGCCGCUCGCCAGCCAGGUGAUCUUGGCCGGGGCAAAGAUGUUCAAAAAGCCGGACCAAGUGCGCGCCCUGUGCUCAUCGUCGUAUCUGUACUGGAAGGGUCGAGUGGACGGAUCGGCUGAACCGAUGAGGGAUGGCGGUCGGGUUUGCGACGUGUUGAAGAAGGCUGUAAAGAUUGCCUCACAAUGCAUGGAGCCGCUCGUUCAACAACAGCUGCUCAUCCACCUGCUCAACCACUACAUGCACUUGUACGAGGACGGCUGUGAUAAGAUUACCCCCGAGAUCCUCAACGAGUUGAUCUCGCGGACACGCGACGCCUCCGUCCAAAUCGAGCCGUCGCAGGAAGCCGACAACAUCGAGAAGCACCUCCAGCACACGCUCCAGUACAUCCGGGAAGCCAGGGAGAAGCACGCCGACCUUGCCGAACACCUCCAGAUC